GCGUCUCCUCGAGAGAAUAUAAACGUUGUAUGUUUUAAACUUUUGAUUUUUCUUUCAGGGGGUAAUUUAUUCUGAUCGUAAUUACUAAUGUGAAAAGAACACAUGUUUCGGAAAAUUGAACAGUCUUAGUUUGGCGUUUAUUUUCAUUCAUUAAUUCACAUUUCUCAAACUUUUCAGACCAUAUUUACGUAUUUGAUAUGCCAUGGAUAAUGAACGCAUGUUGGAAGGUCAUCAAGAAAGUGCUCCCUAAGGAAGCGACAGAUAGGGUUAAGUUUCUAUCCAUAACAUCUUUCACAGAUUUCUUUGAUCCAGAAGCACUUCCUCCACAUCUAGGUGGCACUUGCCUGAAAGAAUACAAACCGAUUCAGUACUCUGCUUUUAGUGGAGAAGAAUGUUUUAGUACCGUAAGAAAGGACUCCACAUCAGUUAUGAAUGAAGGAAGAGAAAAAAAGGCUUAACACCACCUAGUAUAUUAUAACACUUGGUAACAAAACAUUUUUGAGAGCAUUACAAAAAUAUAAUAAAACUUUUUUGUUGAGGGCUUUAAUUAGAUCCUAUGAUUUAUAUGGGUUUUUUUUUAAAUUACGUCUCUAAAAAGAUUUUAUCUUCUAUAGAAACCUAUACAUUUCUGUGCAAAUAUAUGAAUUUCGUAUAUGAACCUAUCACGAAUACUUUCAAUGGGUUUUUCUUGGUCCUCAAAGUUUUCUAAAUUGUGUCUUCUUGAUACCUGGUUAAUAUAAUAACGUGGAGUUUAUUCACCAUGUCUGUCGCAGUUAAUUAAUAUGAAUAAACUGUUUUCCAUUUACACAGUUGACCUUUUUGUAAAUAUCUGUAUUAUCAAAUCGGAAACAAAUAAAGUUAGAAUAUUUAAUAUUCA
Molecule: messenger RNA, 877 nt
Organism: Limulus polyphemus (Atlantic horseshoe crab)
Lineage: Eukaryota; Metazoa; Arthropoda; Merostomata; Xiphosura; Limulidae
Product: motile sperm domain-containing protein 2-like
Exons: 3
Coding region: 198-458 (86 amino acids)
Source: RefSeq, a predicted model, not a curated record